AUGAUGGUGGGCCUUCAAGAUGGUUCUAUUCCAGCAACCACAUUCAACUGGCCAAUGUUUUUCUAUGAAGACAGUGUAUAUGACCCAGAAGACCAGUUGAAAGGGCUCUUCUGGGGCCACAUUGCUUGGCAGUCAUGUUACAAGCAACACAUCAAAGAAAUCAAAGAACUGCACAUGGAAUCUUCUGAGAGUUACACUGCAUAUCAUUGCACAUGUACACAUAAUUUCUCAAGUUGUCUGACACUAACCACAAUUGAGGCAUAUCUUACCCUGAGUUUGGCACCCAAAUGGGCCAAUGAAUUUGGAGACAUUGACCUGCAGGCAAUGUCAUGGAUGAUCAUUGAGAUGUUUGAGCAUUCAAAUGACCAGACACAUGAGACCCUUGAGUGGUGGAACACAUAUGUUGUCCUCACCAUAAGCAUGCCAAACAUGAUGCUUGCUCAUGUUGUAUCUCAAAGCUGUGCACCAGCAUCAUCUUUGUUUUGUGACUCCGAUGUUAGUGAGAACACUAACAAUUCCAUUGCAAGUGUCAAUGGACCAGUAAUCCAUCCAAAUGGUCAGCACUGGCCUGAGCAUGAUGUCUCCCCACUUACAAGUGAUGAAGGUGAAGACAUGGAGGACAAGGCACCUCCACCUGUCCACAAGACUGUUCCAGCAAACAAGCAAUGUGCUGCCUCCCUUCUUACUAAUGGAAACGAAGACCCUGAGGUGCUGGCACCUGCCCACAAGAAAGCUGCACCAGUAAACAAAUGGCACAAGAAACCUGUAGAACAAGAGGAUAUCUUUGCAGACACUGUGGACUUCCCUGGCACAAAGACAUGCAAUGCCAUGGCGCAUGCCCAUAACCAACCCUGA
Pisolithus orientalis is the source of this 855-nucleotide messenger RNA. RefSeq lists its product as uncharacterized. The coding region runs from base 1 to 855 and encodes 284 amino acids. The record is from RefSeq and is a predicted model, not a curated record. Lineage: Eukaryota; Fungi; Basidiomycota; Agaricomycetes; Boletales; Pisolithaceae. The transcript is spliced from 4 exons.